Molecule: messenger RNA, 663 nt
Organism: Rhododendron vialii
Lineage: Eukaryota; Viridiplantae; Streptophyta; Magnoliopsida; Ericales; Ericaceae
Exons: 1
Coding region: 1-663 (220 amino acids)
Molecular function (GO): RNA-DNA hybrid ribonuclease activity; nucleic acid binding
Source: RefSeq, a predicted model, not a curated record
AUGGGUCUCAUAGGCCAAAUUUGCUGGGCAAUCUGGAAGCAAAGGAAUGAAUGGGUCGUCUUGCAGCAAAUGCCUAAUGUGAAGGUGAUUCUUAAGAGGGCUAUGGGUCUUCAUGGGGAAUUCUUAGCAGAAACUUGUUCUCAGAUAAAUAUACUAGCCCGUAAUCAUGGUGAUAGUAAUGUCCCAAAGUGGCAACGUCCCCUCAACAGUAGCUGGAAAUUUAACUGCGAUGGGGCCUUCAACCCCUCGGACAAGUCUACUGCUUUUGCUGUCUUAGUUAGAGAUGACAAUGGAUCAGUGGUUGAAAUUAACCAUGGGAGAAUCAGAGUUUCUUCGGCGCUGGCUGCUGAAGCUUGGGCUAUUAGGAUUGCAGUGUCAAUGGCCCUGGCUUGGGGGAAGAAGGAUGCUGUGAUUGAGUCGGACUGCCAACCCCUGGUCAAUAUGCUCCAACCAAAGUCUGUCUUGAAGAAUUGGACCAUUCUAGCUUUUCUGAAUGAUAUUUUUUCCUUUUCUGCUAAUUCAAACUUUGUUUUUAGUUGGUGUAAUCGUCAGGCCAAUAGAUGUGCUAACUGGAUUGCCUAUAGUAGACUAGGUGUUGGUAUUCCCCUUGCCCCUUGUAAUCUCCCUGAUGAGCUCUGCUUCCUGAUUUGUUCAGAUCUUUAA